AGCCCCUCCAGCUAUCUGCUCUGCUGCUGCUCUGACACUCACACUCACACACUGGGAGGGAGAUAACUCUGUGAUUCCGCUGCUGAAUUUUUAACGCUGUUGUGGAACUUUUUUUUUUUUUUUUCCAGGCGGGUUACUGUGGCACCGGGGUACUGUUACAGGGACAGAGACAGGGUUCAGUUCAGUCCUGUUGUUGACCGAGGCCGGACAGAAACAAGAGCAGACAGUUCAUGGAGUACACCUUUCAUCAUGUCGUGAUGCAGUUACCAUAGCAACAUGACCCUCAACACCCAGAGAGAGAAGCAGCCCCUAAGGCGGCGAGGCAGCACCCCAAUCCCCCCAACCAACUUCUACCGACAACCGUCCUGGGCUCGAGACCCUCAGCUCUCCGGAAGCACCAAGAAGUCCGACUCCCAUCAGCCCUGUCCCCAGCGGAGUCACCCUCCUCUGGGACAGUCUGCAUCCUACCACCCUGGAGACAAGUCCCUCCACUACCUCGCCGAGUGGAGUUCAGACUCAGAAGACGACUCGCAGAGCGACUCGGACUGUGUUUACAGAGUCGUGCUGCUGGGAGACCAUGGAGUCGGAAAGACGAGCCUCGCAGGGAUCUUUGCCGGAGUUACAGAGAAAGAUGAACAACCUGGAGUGGAAACAUACGAGCGUACGCUGACAGUGGACGGAGAGAAAACCACGCUCAUCGUCAUGGACACGUGGGAGAACGACAAACUGGAGGGGGAGGACGGCUCCUCUCAGGAUGACUGUCUCAAAGUAGGGAGCGCCUACGUCAUUGUUUACUCCGUCACUGACCGAUCAAGCUUCGAGUCAGCCGCCGAGCUCCGUAUCACACUACGGCGAGCACGCCAGGCUGAAAAUCUUCCCAUCAUCCUUGUGGGCAACAAGAGCGACCUGGUCCGGUCCAGAGAGGUCGCUAUUGAAGAGGGCCGAGCGUGUGCAGUGGUGUUUGACUGUAAAUUCAUCGAGACGUCGGCGUCUCUGCAGCACAACGUCUCAGAGCUGUUCGAGGGCGUGGUGCGACAGAUCCGCCUCCGCCGGGACAGCAGCGAGGCCAUCCAGCGCAGACGCUCCAUAUACAAACGUAAAGAGAGCAUUACCCAGAAGGCUCGGCGCUUCCUGGAUCGACUCGUGGCACGAAAUAACCAACGCAUGGCGGCCAAAGCCCGCUCAAAAAGCUGCCAUGACCUGGCUGUCCUCUGAGGACUCAGAAAGCGUCAGAAUGGACAUCACGUGACAAGACCUUCUGGUCCUGAUGUCUUGGACUAAAGUGUCUGGAGUUUUUCUUACCCUCAGUGUGUAGACAGAUGAACUUUAUAGCAACGAAAGGCUGUGGCGAACAAUUAGUGUGUACAACUCUUUUCCUUUUUGCCAUUUGGUCUACAAACCUCUGAGACUGUCUCCCCGAAUGAAACGAUAUUAAAAACAGACUAAAAUAGUCAUUAAUGUACAGCAAGGAGUGUGAUGAAUUUUCAGUGUGCGUGUGAGAACCCCUGACUGUUCAGGUGUUCAUUUACCUUUGUCUGAGUUUUCUACUGUUUUCAGUUCAACCAUGUGCAAAAUAAAG
Cheilinus undulatus (humphead wrasse) is the source of this 1579-nucleotide messenger RNA. It is a transcript of the gene rem1, whose product is annotated as RAS (RAD and GEM)-like GTP-binding 1. The record is from RefSeq and is a predicted model, not a curated record. Gene Ontology annotation, biological process: negative regulation of high voltage-gated calcium channel activity. The transcript has 5 exons. Gene Ontology annotation, molecular function: calcium channel regulator activity; GTPase activity; GTP binding. Lineage: Eukaryota; Metazoa; Chordata; Actinopteri; Labriformes; Labridae. Bases 277 to 1215 code for a protein of 312 amino acids. Gene Ontology annotation, cellular component: plasma membrane.